Messenger RNA from Suillus paluster, 591 nucleotides. RefSeq lists its product as uncharacterized. The record is from RefSeq and is a predicted model, not a curated record. The transcript is spliced from 2 exons. The coding region runs from base 1 to 591 and encodes 196 amino acids. Lineage: Eukaryota; Fungi; Basidiomycota; Agaricomycetes; Boletales; Suillaceae.
AUGGAUGACCGGCUCCUACGACGACACCGUGGUUCAAACAUUGCCUAUCAUUCCCUACACUCGGACCGUCUCCGUACACUCAAGGCCGCUCUGUUCUACAGGUCGCACUCAAUCUCCUUUAUUCUCACACGAUUGGCCCAAGCUCUGCCUUACACUGGCAAAUGGGAACCUUCCAAACCGAAAAGUACUUGCACACAUUGGUUCCGUGACACUACAUAUGCACUCCUCCUUGCAAGUGCGCCCAAAGACGCCCUGCUCUUUCCCAGCCUGCGCCCGCUUACAUGGUGCGACACACGUCUCACCUCCGUUCCGGCCCUCAGCCUCCUCCUACCCACUCUCGAGACCCUUUCUAUCGACCUCGCAUCCACUCCAUUCCGCAAGGCAAACAUCCCUGACCUUCAUACUGCCGCCCCGCGCCUCAAUGCUCUUGAGUUCAGCGGCUACCUCGAACCGACGAACCUUUCGGAAAUCGAGUCCCUCUUGUUCAGAUAUCCUAGGGGUCUCACAGAGCUGUCGUUCAGAUGGUGUGAUAUCUCAAGCAACCCGCUUCAUCUCAUCGUCCGGUCCCACGCCUUUGAUGGCUCACCUUGA